Capsella rubella is the source of this 1190-nucleotide messenger RNA. RefSeq names its product auxin-responsive protein IAA10. Lineage: Eukaryota; Viridiplantae; Streptophyta; Magnoliopsida; Brassicales; Brassicaceae. Gene Ontology annotation, biological process: regulation of DNA-templated transcription. Gene Ontology annotation, cellular component: nucleus. The transcript is spliced from 6 exons. Bases 182 to 904 code for a protein of 240 amino acids. The record is from RefSeq and is a predicted model, not a curated record. Gene Ontology annotation, molecular function: protein binding.
CUCUCUCUCUCUACCUGAGAAAAGUUUCCUUCUUUUGUUUGAUCCGUGAAUCGAAGUCGCCCCCUCGAAUCAAGAGAAAAGACCUCGUUUUUGCUCUGGGAUCCCUGCAUAACCUGAAGAUUUAUCUUUUGGCGUUAAUAACUCUGUCUCGAGAUUUCAGAGUUGUAAGAGUGGCUCGGUGAUGAUCGGAGAGAGCGACAACGCUGCACUGUCUUCUGAGGAUUCUUCAUCCCCUGACGAUUCGGUGUCAGAGACAGAGCUCGACCUAGCUCUGGGUCUUAGCAUUGGUCUUAAUGGUCGCCGGAAGGUUCGAUCUUCUUUGUCUUCCUCGUCUUCUUCUCUGACCAGAGAAAGUGGGACCAAACGGUCUGCUGAUUCUUCUGCGGCUGCGCGACAAGUUGCCGUAGGCUGGCCGCCUCUACGGACUUACAGAAUCAACAGUUUGGUCAACCAAGCAAAGUCAUUAGCUACUGAAGGCGGCUUGAGUUCUGACAUUCAGAAGAACACAGCAAAAAAUGGAAUGGUGGCUGCGAAGAAUGCUGAUGCUUGCUUUGUCAAAUCUAUGCUUGUGAAGGUGACCAUGGAUGGAGUUUUAAUUGGAAGGAAGCUUGAUCUCAAUGUUCUGGAUUCUUAUGAAGCCUUGGCGAAAACUUUGGAACAAAUGUUUUUCCAGAUACCUUCUUCUGUAACAAGGACUAUCUCACGAGGAUUCAAAACAGUCAAGGAAUUACAUGCUUGUGAAUUGCUAGAUGGCUCAUCAGACUAUAUUAUAACAUAUCAAGAUAAAGACGGAGACUGGAUGCUUGUAGGAGAUGUUCCUUGGCAGAUGUUCCUCGGGUCUGUUAAAAGACUGAGAAUCAUGAAGACAUCAAGUGAAACUGGAGUUGGUGGAAAUGAUCAAUGAUGGAAGUGGAACAGAGAGAUAUGAAAAGACAAGAAUACAGAUAUAUUGCUAUACUUGAAAGAACACCCAGGGUUCGUUCCUUGUUUCUUUAAUUUAAUUUAGUUACAUGUCUUUGGUCCGUAAAUUGUGAAUCACCUUCAGAUAUAUAAUUGUGUAUAUGAAUGAGUAUGCACGAAUGUACAUGUCUCUUGUGGUCGUUUGUGAAUAUCAAACAACAACUGAAACUUCUCUUUGAAGAUAUAUGUGUAUAUAUAAAGAGUAAAUAUGUAUGUAUAUUUAGGGUUUA